This is a messenger RNA of Parnassius mnemosyne (clouded apollo), 663 nucleotides long. NCBI's taxonomy places the organism in Eukaryota, Metazoa, Arthropoda, Insecta, Lepidoptera, Papilionidae. The record is from the annotation of a GenBank genome assembly.
AUGAUACCUCAUAUAAACAGCCUUAUUUUGGAUGCUACAAGUAACUAUGGUAUAGUUGAUACAGAUUCAGCUUUCGAUUUUGGUCGUCCAGUCCUUCAAAAUUUUGUUAACAGUAGUUUCGAUGACAAGGACCUUCUGCACUGGAAUUUCCAAAGUGAACCAUUCGAGGCGCGAAUUUUAAAAGGGAUGGAACCUGUAAAACCGUCAACAAUUACUACACAAGUAAAAGGCAGGGGAAAAAAUACAAAGAAAAUUGGAAAGAAACUCAAGAAGAAACACAACCGCAUAGGUAAAGUGAAGAAAUGCAUCUUAAAAUUAUACAAGAAGCAUAGAAAACACAAACAUAUCAUGAUGAAGCGCAAAUAUAUGCUUCCACUACUCAUAGGAUUGCUGGCUGCUAAAAAUCUGCUCAUAUCAAUCGCUUUAAAGACGCUCACUUUUAUAUCUGUUAAGGGUCUUCUGAUGAGUAUCUUUUCAACCGUUUUGGCAUCAAUUCUGAGCCUCAAGGGUAUAUUAGACCACUCGCACGGCUAUCAGAACCGUAAAGAUGACACCAAAACCCAAGUGGAAAUCAUUCAAAUCCCUUCAAAGAAUGAUGAUCACUAUUACAAUGAACGCUAUAGCAGAGGGGACUAUGUACCAAUGGUUCAUAAUCAGCUUUAG